This is a messenger RNA of Peronospora belbahrii, 957 nucleotides long. NCBI's taxonomy places the organism in Eukaryota, Oomycota, Peronosporomycetes, Peronosporales, Peronosporaceae. The record is from the annotation of a GenBank genome assembly.
AUGGAUGAGAAAGGUCUUAACUCGCAAUCUGCCAGCAGCCGUCUGCAUCGAAAUAACAUCAUGGCUACAUUCUCUUCUACUUGUCAAGACGUGACACUACGCCACGUAUUGAUCUUCCAUCGUCCUGGAGACAGAACACCUGUAAUACCUUUAAUUGGUACAAAAGUGAUUCCAACGCAAGAGGAGAAGGACUUCUGGGCCUCCCAAGUGGCUACGUCAGAGCAACUUGAAUUGCUACUGCAGACAGCAAAACCCGUUGGCGUUGAUAAUAUAAAGCCUCCUGUUAUCGCCGUCAAAGGAGUCAUGGCAUCCGUACGGGCUCUUGACCCAGAAGGGUGUCGACCACAUGACGAGAAAGAGACGUUUACUACGAGAGCGGUACGGAGACUUGAUCGACGACGACGUCAAGUGCGAAGAUAUCUACGUGCUUUCCAGCAGCGUCCCACGCACCGUCGAGUCGGCGCAAUAUCUGCUGCGAGGCUUCUUUUACGACGACGACCAGCCGAAUCACAAGGUUCUACAAUUUUUGUGCACACAUACGAGCACAACGUGCUGGCGCCCAUGCACCCGUUGCAUGUCUUCAAAGAAAUUGAGCUCAUUGUGUAUAAAGAUGUACUAAAAUUGCGUAGUAAAGCUGAGCAUGAUGUCACGCAGAAGCUAGCGUUGUAUUUGCGAGAGUGUCUGGGAGCGCCCGACGACCAGCCGUUAUCGUGGACGGCCGUUCGAGACAUGCUGACUUGUCGUGAGGCGUAUGGCGUGCCAUUCCCUGAGGGCAUCGACUGCAACAUCUUUAAACAAGUUGAAACCUACGAUACGUGGCUCUGGCAACGUCUGUAUCAUCGCAAACUUUUGCUACGGAGCGUUCAAGGACGGAGUGAAGGAGGUUUACAGUUGUUUGAAGGCGGUGGUGCAAAACGAACAACGUGCCAAGUUAUCUUUUUUCUCGGCACACGAUAA